CUGCCCCUGGCAUUGUUGAGAAGACCAACGUGGCAGGCAGGUGAGGGUCGUGGGAGGGCGAGCGAAGGUGCAGCCGCCCAGGUGUCGCGUUUCCUUCCCACGACCGGGAAGAAGCAUCGUCGUCACCGCCCAUCGGAGCGCAUCGUGGUAAUUGGCCACCUCGUCCCUUGCUGCAACUCAGCCGAUGCUCCCAAACAGCCUCUUCUCUCGACAUCCCCACGGUACAUCCAUCCGUCAGCCCUGGUAGGCUUAUUGCUUCAGUUAUAGCAUCCGCUUAGCCACCCACCCCACUACCCAGAGAUUCACGGAGUUGCCCCGCAUCUCCGGGCGCGUUCUUUUUCCUCGUGCUCAAUCGCCCAGCAACACCCAUCAACAAACGCGUCAACAAUCGAUCCAUCUUGCUCGCCAGCCGUUUUGGGGAGCGCUAGACGUGCCGACUAGCUCUAUACGCGCAGGCCCCACGUUGAACAUGGAGGACCAACUAGUCCAGCUGCUGUCAGCGACCCAAACCGCCCAGGAGGACACCCGCAAACACGCUGAGCAGCAGCUCCUCUCCCUCUACGGCCACCAGGAGCUCCCGCUAGGCCUCAUUGGCAUCGCCUGCCAUGAGAGCGUACCUCUCAACAUCCGACAGGCUGCCCUGCUGUACAUAAAGAACAUCGUGCUGGCAGGAUGGAGCUCCAGUAUCGACGAAUGGAAAGGGCAGGCGCUGGUCACAGACGAGAACAAGGCCAUAUUACGGCAACAGUUGCUCACUCUCGCCACAUCGGACCAGCUUGACCGCAAGCUCAAGGCCGCCGCAGGCCUCGUCGUCAGCAAGAUCGCAAGCGCCGACUACCCCAUUGAAUGGCCAGAUCUUCUCGACAAUCUUCUCGCACUGAUACCGAAUGCGACAGAAGGCCAGCUUCAUGGCGCUCUCAGAGUCCUCGGCGAGCUGGUUGAAGACUCGUUCAACGAACAGACCUUCUUUGCCGUAGCGCCUCAGAUGAUCAAGGUCCUGUACGAUGUGGCCACCAACGACCAGAGGAAGCCGACAAUGAGGGCCUUGGCUUGCAAAGUCUUCCACGGCUGCUUCGAUAUACUAGAGUUGGUGCUGGAGGAUCACAAGGCCAUGGUCAAGAGCUUUGCCGACGAGAUACUCAAGGAGUGGAUUCCCUUUUUCGUCAACGUCCUGAACACUAGGCUCCCUGACCCGCCGUCGCAAGAAGAAGAAGACCAGGAUACACCGAAUGCCUCACUUUACAAGGGACAGAUCGCUCUCAAGCUACAGUGUGUCAAGGUCCUUAUGCGCAUACGGUCCCUCUUUCCUGCCAUCAUAUCGCCACAAAGUAUCGUCCUAUUCCAGGCCACCUGGCAAGAGCUUUCGUUGCUUGAACCGGCAUACUCUCUCAUGUACAUUCAAGAAGAUCGUCAAAGCAGGCUAGAAGAUGGCGAUGGUCUGCCGUAUACUCUGGACUUCCUAAUCCUUGAAGAGCUGGACUUUAUGCAGGCGUGCCUCCGCGCACCUCCGGUCCGCGCACAACUCGAACAGGAACUCCAGAACCAGGCGCCCGAAAACUCAUGGGUCACCCAGGUUAUGAAGCUGGCUGUGGCGUACGCGCAAAUUACUACUGAAGAGGAGGGACUCUGGGAUGUGGAUGUAAACAUCUUCUUGAGUGAGGAGACGAGUGUGACGGCGAAUUACACACCCCGAACGGCCUGUGGUGAUCUCGUUAUCAAGCUUGGCGAAUGGCUCACAGAACCUACCGUCAACGGCUUAUUGACUUACACAAGAGCGCUAUAUUCUGAGUCCAAGGGUUGGAAAGCUGAAGAGGCUGCGCUCUAUGUGCUGAACCAGCUGUUGAGUGACUUCCAAGACGUAGAGAAGCAGAUCAGUCCAGAUACUGCGAGCGGCUACGUCGACUUUAUCCGAUAUGCCAUGCAGCAGCCCGACGCUUUCCUUCGAGCACGCGGUUACCUAGUCGCCGGGAGUCUGACAAGAACAUCAGGAGAUGCUCUGCAACAGCUUGGCACCUCAUUCCUUGAGGCAUCUCUGCAGGCCAUUCCAUCUGACGAGUCCGACGUUGUCCAAGUGUCGUGCAUCCGAGCUCUGCAAUACUAUCUCCAGGCGCUCCCACACGCGACCACACAGCCAAUACAGAACACCAUCAUCAUGGCUAUCAGUAAUUACCUUGCCGCGCAAGACAUGUCAGAGCUCAGCGACAGUGAGGAUCUCAUGGUUACUCUGGUCGAAACACUGCGAGAUGCUAUACUCAUUGAUACACGGAUAUGCAUUACAGACAACGGUCUCGAUACGCUUUUCCGGGUCGCCAGUCAUCAAGCUAACAACUUCCAACUCACCAUGCUAGUCACCGAGGCAUUCGAAGAGGUGACUGAGACUAUUGCGCGAAUGGGUGGUGAUGCAUACGUCCAACUUUGCGCAAGGGUCCUUCCAUCACUUAUGGGCGCUUUCGACGUCGGAAGUUUGACGGAGGAGAACGCCUUGUGCAACUUUGCUGCCGACCUCCUUGCCGUGCUUGCCGAGCAUGGACCAGAGCCACUUCCUGCUGGAUUCGUUGCGACGACCAUGCCAAAACUUACACGAGUGCUUCUGGGCUCCACCGAUGAGGAGUUGCUGAAGUCCGCCACGACUGCAGUAAAGAACAUCAUCUCGCACGACCACCAACAACUCUUCGAAUGGCGGGACGACACUGGAAAGGCUGGCCUCGAGGUCACUCUCAUUAUUGUUUCGCGUCUGUUGUCUUCGUGCAGUGAUCACGCUGCUGGCGAGGUUGGUGCACUUGCCGCCGAAGUAGUGGAGAAGGCUGGCCAUGAAAGACUUGGUCCUUAUCUGGAGCAACUCCUGCGAAGUGUCGCAGUCCGUCUUGCACAGGCGGGACAAGCUCAAUUCAUUCAAAGUCUGACGCUUGUGUUCGCGCGUUUGAGCUUGAAUCACGCCUCGGAGGUGGUGGACUUCCUGGCCGGCCAGGAUAUCGAAGGUCAAAACGGCCUCCAGGUCGUCCUAGCGAAGUGGCUCGAGAAUUCGAUCAACUUCGCCGGCUACGAUGAAAUCCGACAAAAUGUUAUCGCCCUCUCGAAACUAUACGAUUUGAAGGACCCUCGUGUUGCACAGGUGCAAGUGCAGGGCGACUUGAUACCAAACAAUGACGGCCGCAUCAUGACCAGAAGUCGUGCGAAAAAUAAUCCUGACAAAUAUACCAUAGUUCCUGCCCCUCUCAAGAUUCUCAAAGUUCUCGUCGUCGAACUUCAGUCCGCCUCUGGCGCACCCCUCGACGCACAAGCUGCUGCUGAGCUCGCCGAAGAAGAUUCCGGUGAUGAUGACUGGGAGGAUGAGGUGAAUCCGUUCGUCGAUCUUGGCAGUGGCUUUAGCAGAGAGCAAUUGAUGGCGUUUGCCGCUGAGGAGCCGGGCGGUGGUCGUCAGCGCGACGAUGAGACUCAAGGCUUCCUAGUCGACUUCUUCAAGCGCGCGGCGACCACGCAGGGCUUUGCUGAAGAGUUCGGUCAGCUCACGGAGGAAGAGCAGCAACGGCUAAGAGAUAGCGCUGCAUAGUAAGUGUUGACGUAUACGCGGUCUAUACAACGGGCUGGGAAUCUCUCUAGACUGUAUGAAUAUGCGGUGGCAUUCAAAGGUGUGAUCCUCCUUGUCUCCGUCUGCAUUUUGCAUGAGAUGCUUCACCACUAGGAUUAAUAGAUAUGACGUUGGAUGAAGGAUCACAAUCAAUAGAUGAUAGGAAAAGUCGCUUUUAGGAAAGACUAGCUACACUUAAGUUUAGCAAAUACCAUGAACACAUACAUAUGAAGAA
Molecule: messenger RNA, 3803 nt
Organism: Alternaria alternata
Lineage: Eukaryota; Fungi; Ascomycota; Dothideomycetes; Pleosporales; Pleosporaceae
Product: ARM repeat-containing protein
Exons: 4
Coding region: 470-3550 (1026 amino acids)
Biological process (GO): protein import into nucleus
Cellular component (GO): cytosol; nuclear envelope
Molecular function (GO): small GTPase binding
Source: RefSeq, a predicted model, not a curated record